GCCCACGCAACUCGUACCGGGGUCAGAAUCUAGCCAGUCCCCGAUCACCUGUCACCGGUCACCGGUCGCUGUCCUUUAGGACCCUGCGACGCGCCGACGACCAGGCCGGCCCCAGAACUCCACUUCCCAGGAGGUGUCGGGGCGCAGAGCGGUGACCGCGUCCGACGACGGGGUGGGACUCGUUCGCUGCCCGGAUGUGGCGCUGAGCCCGCCACCCCUGCCAAGCCCAGCGAGAGACGCCCGGGAGGCUCCGCCAGCGGCGGCCCGAACCGCGCCGGAGGGCGACCGCUUUGCCCGAAAAAUUCACUUAAGCACAUACAUAUGCGAUCGCACACAACUUCACAGGCGGCUUUUGGGACCUACUGAAGCCUGCCCUCUAGCAGCCCACGGACUCCAAGCGAAGGAUGCAGACGAUCAAAUGUGUGGUCGUAGGGGAUGGGGCUGUCGGCAAAACCUGCCUCCUCAUCAGUUACACGACGAACGCCUUUCCUGAGGAGUACAUCCCCACUGUCUUUGACAACUACAGCGCCCAGACGUCGGUGGACGGCCAGAUCGUCAGCCUGAACCUGUGGGACACAGCCGGCCAAGAGGAAUACGACCGACUGCGAACGCUUUCCUACCCCCAGACCAAUAUCUUUGUCAUCUGUUUUUCCAUUGGUAACCCAUCCUCUUAUGCCAACGUGAGGCAUAAGUGGCACCCAGAGGUCUCCCAUCAUUGCCCCAAUGUACCCGUUCUGCUGGUAGGCACCAAGAGGGACUUGCGGGGUGACCUUGAGACGGUGAGGAAGCUGAAGGAACAGAGCCUAGUGCCCACAACUCCUCAGCAGGGCACUUCGCUGGCUAAGCAAGUGGGGGCUGUGAAGUAUCUGGAAUGUUCUGCCCUGAUGCAGGAUGGGGUACACGAGGUAUUUUUGGAAGCUGUCCGGGCUGUGCUUUACCCUGCCACAAAGAAGACCACCAAGAAGUGUGUCCUCUUAUAGCUCUUGGGGUGCUACUUGGGGACCGCACCCGAGGAGAAUAAGGAGGGGGGUCCCUUGACAGCAUUUAACGAUGCCAGCAUGAGCCAUUUUGCCUCUUCGGGAAACCCUAGGCUCCAUGUCCCUGGGUUUUUGGGGGAACGAAGACAGGCUAGUCUGUACAUGGCUGCUUGGAAGUUUGGUCUGAAGCUUUCAGAGGAAGUUUAAGUGCGUAUGUCUCCUGUCAGAAUGCUCAGAGGAGACACACCAGGUGCUGUUCUUCCCUGUCCUGGCCAGGCCACAACUAAACACAGCGGCCUCGUAGUGUUCGUAGGCUUUUGCUUGUCUUCAUUUAAGUGGAAUUUCUCGGCCAUAUUUACCGUUGAGCAAGUGCCUCGCAGAAGGACAAAGCUCUCCAGUUUUCAAAUAAUUGCCUUAAACUCUCUGAUGUACUAAUUUUUGGAAACCAGUUUAUGUGUGAUUUUGGGGUGUUGCUAAUGGGAGCGUUCCUCCCAUUCUGGAGAUGAGGUAUUUUUGCAAAACUGGUCAGGCAGCAUUUUCCAGAGUUUUGCGAGGUGCUUGCAGAUAGAUUAUUUCUUAAAAGGGCUCUGUGGUCAAAUAAGUCAGGGACCAGCUAUUUAAAUAAAGCCGAACAGGUUCCUCCUACUGCAGGAAUUUAUAAUUUCUGAUAAGUAUGCCAUAUUUCCCAAACUUAUUUCACUGAACUUUUUUUUUUUUUUUUUUUUGGUGCUAUUCAAAACAGUCUCAGAGAUGCUGGCUUAGUAGGAAGUAGGAAUUCCUAUGGAGGAGGUUAUGAAAAACAGCAUAAUGUGGCCCUGUUCUUUUUGAUAUCGCUCGUGAAAGGAACGUUUAUCACCACGGACUUAUUACUGUUAUUCUCCCAUCCUCUGGAGAUGGGUGUGGCACUUGCUGCCACGGAUGUGGGAUGCGAUGGUCAGACCGCUGUCAGAUUUUUUUUUUUUUAGCGCCUACAGCACCUGGCAUUCCUAGGUGGAGCUGUCAGAUUCUGACAGCACUGUGGGCCUGGGAGGUGGAAUUAACAACCCCUCUGAAAAGCUGUGUCUCUCUGAGGCUUCCGUGUGGCCUUUUUCUUUCUGUCACCUUUUGUUUUAGGGAAAUACCACUGAAGGUUAACCUUCUCACAUCAACCAACCAACCAGCCAAUCAAAAUGUCCUGCCAGUCACUGUCAGGGAGUUCCGUCAUUCCCUCAGACUUUUCUGCCGCUGUUCCUCUGAGUCACUGUAAAGGCUGCCUUGCUCUCUUCCUGUCCCUCCAUCCUCUGUACAUCUGCGCGUGCGUGUGCCUGCGCGUGCGUGUGCCUGCCUGUGUUCCGCCCUGGGUGCCUUUUCAGGUCUUUCAGUUGCUCCGAGAGGUGGAGUGUGUCGGAACCGCAGGUCCCAGAGCUGUCACCCUUGUAGGACUUUGCUGGAGUUGCUCAGCCUGCCGUGGGCCAGUAGGAGUCAGAUUCCGUAUCCAGUGGGCCUGCUGCUCAUCCCUGGUUGUAUUUCCGACCUUCUUUGUUCGAUACGGAAGAAAAACUUACUUCACCUGGCAGAUAGCACUUGACAGCUCCACCGUGCACACAUGCUCUCAUCCUGCCAAAAUAGCGCUGGAGUUUUGAGAGAUUGAGAAAUGGAACUAAAUGGAUCACAAACCUUCCCCUGUGGCGGGUGAAGUGUCUGUGCUUUGCCCGGUGAUGGUCUGGCUGUGGCUCCGUGACAAGAUGUGAUCAGAGUAGCCUCAGACUAACAAUCUCCCACAUACGGUUGCCAGAUAAAACACAGUAAUAUCACAUGUGACGGAAGGAAACUAGACUUUGGAGUAUGCAGAUGUCGUAUUAUAAAUUCGUACGCGUGAAACUUAUGUGUUACUAACCACUGUUACCUCCAAUAAAUUUAAUUAAAAUUUUAGAAAAGAAUCUUUUACAAAUAACUUUUUAGUAUAAUAUGCACCAUGCAAUAUUUGGGACAUACUUACACUUAAAAGUUAUUUGCCGUUUAUCUGAAAUUGAAAUUUAACGGGGCAGCCUGUAUUUUUAUUUGCUAAAUCCGGCAAGCCUACUCUUGGAGAUUCUGGAACCUGGUGGUCAAGCAGGAGUCAAGUACUGAUGGAAGCUAAAAGGCUAUGUCAACUGUCUAUUCACCCCGCUUUUCCCCCGGUUGCCUUUUUCGCUCGCCAGGGACUGAAUUAUUUCCUUUUGUUUAGCCUUCGUCACAGCACCCCCCCACUCUCCGCAGUCCUCUGUGGGUGUCUAUUUCUACACCAGCUGAUUUGUCGAAAGCUGUGGAGGAGCCGGGACGCAUAGUACUGUGUGGCACCUGACUUCUCAGUUUCAGUGUACUGUGUCUGUUUUCCUCUGUGUGACCCAGGGGCGCCUGGGUGGGGGUGGGGGUGGGGGAUGGCAGGGAUUCUAUUUGAGCAGUGUUAACUGGAAGAGAGUGAGGGUGGCCCUCCUCAGCUGAGGCCCAGAAGCACUUUGGAAAGUGGGGCUGCUGUUGGAGAAGUGUGGGGACGUUGGUGUCAGCUGGCCUGCGGGUCUGCGUGCCCUCUGUCCUUGGUCGGGCUCCCUGAGUUGCCCCACGGGCAGCCAAGUGCAAGCACUGUCGCCCAAGUGUGUUCCAGUCUCAAGUUGUUCUGACUGAUGCUGCUGGGCUGCUUACAGGACUUCAUGUUUGAACGGGGCCGGAAACGUGCCUGUCACCUAUGUCUCUGGGAACUUUCUAUUUAGCCACUGAAAAUCUUUUAAGUGGCUUUUAAUAGUGCCUCCUGCUCCCCUUUGCCUGGCAAAGUCCCAAAUGUAAGCCUAGGUUUGGUUUGGGGAAACCUGUGUCCUCUACUAAAUGUGGGUGUGAUCCACAGGCCUGAGAGAGUGGUUUUGUAUUGGGCUGAUUUGAUGGUCCUAAGCAUACACUGACAUCUUGAUUUUUAUACUUGAAAGGAAUUUGUAUGAAGACUAACAUGCUAGUAUCACUUUUAACUUAUUCAUAAUGAAUGGUAAUAAACUUUUCUGACUUUGCUGGG
Messenger RNA from Pteropus alecto (black flying fox), 3999 nucleotides. RefSeq names its product rho-related GTP-binding protein RhoG. The transcript is spliced from 3 exons. The record is from RefSeq and is a predicted model, not a curated record. The coding region runs from base 405 to 980 and encodes 191 amino acids. Gene Ontology annotation, cellular component: cytoplasmic vesicle; cell cortex; cell projection. Gene Ontology annotation, molecular function: GTPase activity; GTP binding; protein kinase binding. Lineage: Eukaryota; Metazoa; Chordata; Mammalia; Chiroptera; Pteropodidae. Gene Ontology annotation, biological process: establishment or maintenance of cell polarity; small GTPase-mediated signal transduction; cortical cytoskeleton organization.